AAACACCAUCAAAUACCACAAUUCAUAUUAAUCCUUUAAACAUUCAUCCAUACCACUUCACUUAAUUGCACAAAGAAAUGGGUGCGAAAUUCGGAGGUGCAUUUCUUCUUCUUCUUCUUGUCGUUGUGGUUGCAGCAACAUCGACAUUAGAUGCUGCUUCAGCAAACAAAGAGUGGAGCACCGUAGCCGGAAACUGGAACAAGAGGCCGCACCCAAAUGCAACCGAGGCUGCCUCCAAGAGAUUCACGGUAGGUGGAGAUCAAAACUGGCGUUUCGGGUUCAACUACACUAGCUGGGCCAUCAACAGCGCGCCAUUCUUCUUAAACGACACCUUAGUGUUCAAGUACGAUCCACCAAACGACACCACGUUUCCUCACAGUGUUUACCUGCUGCCGGAUUUGCGGAGCUUCCAAAACUGUGAUCUGAGAAGAGCGAGGAAGAUCGGAGACGUGAGUGCAGGCGGUGGCGAUGGCUUGGAGUUCGUGUUGAAGAGGUGGCAGCCAUACUAUUUCGCAUGUGGCGAGCACGAGGGCAUCCACUGCAAAGAUGGCCUCAUGAAAUUCGCGGUCUGGCCCUUGAUCCGUUGGUUCUAUUGAACAAACACUACCCAUUUUCGUUCUUAUUUGAGUUGUUGUUUUUGGUUUGUUUGCGUGUGAUUUUGUUAUUCGUUUCUAGAAAGUUUUUAACAUGUUUUGUUACUCAUAUCUUGCUAUGUACGGGCAUGGGUCAUAAAGCAAUAUUUGUAACAACAGAUUUGAGUUGUUUUGA
This is a messenger RNA of Salvia hispanica, 768 nucleotides long. RefSeq lists its product as uncharacterized. The record is from RefSeq and is a predicted model, not a curated record. Lineage: Eukaryota; Viridiplantae; Streptophyta; Magnoliopsida; Lamiales; Lamiaceae. Gene Ontology annotation, molecular function: electron transfer activity.